AAAUCGAAACAGCAAAUAAUGCUGCUUUUAACCCUUCCCCCAUAGCCCCUGCUGUUCCGAUCACCCGAAAACCCUAAAAAUUAAGCAAAGCUUCAAUUCCUCUCUCUUCUCAUCCAUGAAAUCCCCUCAAAACACGAUUCCAACAAUCCCUCUCUGAACCGACCUAAAACCCCACGUCCAAAGGCCCUAGGGUUUGUUCUUCCAUAGAACCAUGUCUCUCCCCCCUAUGGAGUGCAUAUACGUUACCGAAGACUGUAUAAGGGAAUGGAAGAGCGGAGACCCUUGCUUCAAAGUCCCGAAGCCGGUUCCAGGGCUUCGUUUUCUCUAUGAGCUUUGCUGGACCAUAGUUCGCGGAGAGUUGCCGUUUCAGAAGUGUAAAGCGGCACUAGAGUCGGUUGAGUUUUCGGAUAAAGUCUCUGAUGAAGAAGUGGGUUCAAAUUUUGCGGAUAUCGUGACCCAGUUGGCUCUGGAUCUUACAAUGCCUGGAGAGUAUCGUGCACGUCUCAUGAAAUUGGCAAAAUGGCUGGUGGAAUCUGCAUUAGUUCCAUUGAGGCUCUUUCAGGAGCGCUGUGAGGAAGAGUUUUUAUGGGACUCUGAAAUGAUCAAGAUAAAGGCUGCUGAUUUGAAGUCUAAAGAGGUCAGAGUGAACACUCGUUUGCUUUAUCAGCAAACCAAAUUUAACCUUCUUCGGGAAGAGAGUGAGGGCUAUGCUAAGCUGGUUACCCUCCUUUGUCAAGGUUCUGAAGCAUCAACUCAAAAUGGUUCAGCAGCAACAGUUGGCAUCAUUAAGUCACUAAUUGGACACUUUGAUUUGGAUCCGAACCGUGUAUUCGAUAUUGUACUGGAGUGUUUUGAGCUUCAGCCUGAUAACAGUGUUUUCUUGGAUCUGAUUCCAAUAUUUCCCAAGUCUCAUGCUUCCCAUAUUCUUGGUUUUAAGUUUCAAUACUAUCAGCGAAUGGAGGUGAAUUGCCCUGUACCAUUUGGGCUCUAUCAGCUCACUGCUUUACUUGUGAAGAAAGAAUUCAUUGAUCUUGAUAGCAUAUAUGCACAUUUACUUCCCAAGGAUGACGGGGCAUUUGAGCAUUAUAAUAUGUUUUCUGCUAAGCGACUUGAUGAGGCCAAUAAAAUUGGCAAAAUAAAUCUUGCUGCCACUGGAAAAGAUCUUAUGGAUGAUGAGAAGCAAGGAGACGUGACAAUAGAUCUUUUUUCGGCUUUAGACUUGGAAAAUGAGGCAGUCAGUGAGCGAGCUUCAGAGCUUGAAAAUAAUCAAACUUUGGGCUUGCUAACUGGAUUUCUUUCGGUGAACGACUGGUAUCAUGCCCGUGUCCUGUUUGAACGACUUUCAGCUCUUAAUCCAGCAGAACAUAUUCAAAUUUGUAAUGAAUUGUUUAGGCUCAUUGAAGAAUCCAUCUCCUUGUCAUAUGAACUUGCUCGACGGAUCCAUCUUCAGAGCUUAGGCUUGCAUUCGGCAGCUGGUGGUGAGCCUAUGGAAACAAAUUCAUCAGCCCGUGGAUCCUUUAUUGAUCUUCCAAAGGAACUUUUUGAGAUGCUUUCUUGUGCUGGACCUUAUCUUUACCGUGAUACAUUACUGCUGCAGAAGGUGUGUAGAGUACUGAGAGGCUAUUACCUUUCAGCACUUGAGCUCGUCAGUACUGGUGAUGGAGUUUUAGAUACUGAAACUGUUAUUACUGGGAAUCGAACUCCUCGUCUUCACCUAAAAGAAGCCAGGUUAAGGGUUGAGGAAGCCCUGGGAACGUGUUUACUCCCUUCUUUACAGUUAAUACCUGCAAAUCCAGCAGUUGGGCAGGAGAUAUGGGAAGUUAUGAAUCUCCUUCCAUAUGAGGUACGAUAUCGGCUGUAUGGUGAAUGGGAAAAAGAUGAUGAGAGGAUUCCAAUGGUUUUGGCUGCCAGGCAAACUGCAAAGUUAGACACUAGAAGGAUCUUGAAGCGCCUUGCAAAGGAAAACCUGAAGCAGCUGGGUCGAAUGGUUGCAAAGCUAGCUCAUGCCAAUCCAAUGACUGUGCUUCGAACAAUUGUUCAUCAGAUUGAGGCAUACAGGGAUAUGAUUACGCCUGUGGUGGAUGCGUUCAAGUACUUGACACAGCUUGAGUAUGAUAUUUUGGAGUAUGUCGUGAUUGAGCGUUUGGCACAAGGUGGGCGUGAGAAGCUGAAAGAUGAUGGCCUUAAUUUGUCAGACUGGCUUCAAUCUUUGGCUUCGUUUUGGGGUCACUUGUGCAAGAAAUACCCAUCAAUGGAACUAAGAGGUCUUUUUCAGUACCUUGUUAAUCAAUUGAAAAAAGGGAAUGGAAUUGAACUUGUCCUCCUACAGGAGCUUAUCCAGCAAAUGGCGAAUGUGCAAUACACAGAGAACAUGACUGAGGAGCAGUUAGAUUCCAUGGCAGGGAGUGACACUCUUCGGUAUCAGGCUACAUCUUUUGGAAUAACCCGAAACAACAAGGCAUUGGUCAAAUCCACUAACAGGCUAAGGGAUUCAUUGCUCCCCAAGGACGAACCCAAGUUAGCAGUUCCACUUCUGUUGCUUAUUGCCCAACAUUGUUCUGUGGUCCUCAUUAAUUCUGAUGUGCCAUACAUUAAGAUGAUCAGUGAGCAGUUUGACAGAUGCCAUGGAACCCUUCUCCAAUAUGUUGAAUUUCUGUGUAGUGCUGUCACGCCAACAGCAGCAUAUGCUCUGCUGAUUCCACCUCUUGAUGAGAUUGUACACCGUUACCACCUUGAUCCUGAGGUGGCUUUUUUAAUUUAUCGGCCUGUGAUGAGGCUCUUCAAGUGCCAGAGUAAUUCUGAUGUCUUCUGGCCUUUAGAUCAUGCUGAUGCUACCAAGUCUUCCAUUUCUGAAAAGGAAUCUCACACAGCUGAGUCAUCUGGAAAACUGGUUCUGGAUCUUGGUCCUUCUCGAAAGUCUAUAAUGUGGUCUGAUCUUCUUGAGACUGUUAGGACUAUGUUGCCUGCAAAAGCUUGGAACAGCCUUUCUCCAGAUCUAUAUGCCACUUUCUGGGGUCUUACACUUUAUGAUCUUUAUGUUCCUAGAAGUCGCUAUGAGUCUGAAAUGACCAAGCAGCAUGCUGCUCUUAAAGCUCUGGAAGAACUCUCUGAUAAUUCGAGUUCAGCAAUAACGAAGAGGAAGAAGGACAAGGAAAGAAUUCAAGAAUCUUUGGAUCGUCUCAUGAGUGAACUCCAGAAGCAUGAAGAACAUGUUUCAUCUGUUCAUAGUCGUCUUGCUCGUGAGAAGGACAAGUGGUUGAGUUCCUGCCUAGAUACCUUGAAGAUUAACAUGGAGUUCCUCCAGCGCUGUAUUUUUCCACGCUGUACUUUCAGUAUGCCUGACGCGGUUUACUGUGCCAUGUUUGUACAUACUCUUCAUUCUCUAGGGACUCCAUUUUUCAACACUGUCAACCACAUUGAUGCUCUGAUAUGUAAAACCUUACAACCAAUGAUAUGCUGCUGCACUGAGUAUGAAGUAGGCCGACUUGGGAGGUUUUUAUAUGAGACAUUGAAGAUAGCUUACCACUGGAAGAGUGAUGAAUCAAUAUAUGAACGUGAAUGUGGAAACAUGCCAGGUUUUGCUGUCUACUAUAGAUAUCCAAACAGCCAGCGUGUGACUUAUGGUCAAUUUAUUAAGGUACACUGGAAAUGGAGUCAGCGGAUCACAAGGUUGCUGAUUCAGUGUUUGGAAUCCAAUGAAUACAUGGAAAUUCGAAAUGCUCUUAUAAUGUUGACAAAAAUUUCUGGUGUUUUCCCUGUUACACGAAAGAGUGGGAUCAAUCUUGAAAAACGGGUUACUAAAAUUAAAAGUGAUGAGAGGGAAGAUCUCAAGGUCUUGGCCACAGGUGUUGCAGCAGCAUUGGCUGCUAGGAAGCCUUCAUGGGUUUCAGAGGAAGAGUUUGGCAUGGGCUAUCUUGAACUGAAGCUUGCCCCUUCACUUCCUUCAAAACCUUUAGCUGGUAAUUUAGUUUCUGUGCAAAAUGGUUCUGGCAUUAUUGUUUCUCAAGGUGAGCCCACUGGGGGAAGAGUUGUUGCCGCAGGAACUCAGCAUUCUGAUACGGGGACUGCUAUCAAAGACCAGAUAUCAAGAACAAAACCUGUUGAUGGAAGGCUGGAAAGAACAGAAAGUGCUGCACUGAAAUCUGAUCAAGGACAUGCAAAACCAAAAGGUUUAUCCUUAAUUAAUGGGUCAGAUGCCCAGCCCUCCGCUGCACAAGCUGGAACAUCAAAAUCAAUAGAAAAUUAUAAACAGAUGGAUGAUACUAUAAACCAAACACUGGAUGACAGUGUCACUAAAGUAGGUACAAAGGCAUCUGCUGAAUCUGAGGCAAGAGCACCUGUAAAGCGGUCAUUGCCAUCUGGAUCUCUUUCAAAGCAAAUUGGGAAAGAUGAUAGUAAAUCUGUAAAAGCUGUUGGCAGAACACUUGGCUUAUCUUCUACUAGCGACAGGGACCCCACCCAUCUCCUUGAGGGGAGGCAAGGUGGGACAGCUAAUGUCUUGUCCUCAGGUUCUCACAAUGGAAAUAUGAAUCCAAAUUUAGUUAAAGGCUCCACCCCUGCCACAAAAUUAUUUGAUAUCCAUGGAAGUGAACCAAAGGCAGGAAGUGGAGCUGCAAAGUCAUCUGAUUUGAGGGUUUCUGCUUCAAAAGAUGAUAACACUGAAGUUCCUGACAUUCAAAAACCUCUCUCCUCAAGACCUGUUCAUUCUCCAAGGCAUGAUAACUCUGCUGCCGCAUCAAAAUCUAGUGACAAACAACAAAAGAGAGCCAGCCCUGCUGAAGAACCAGAUCGACUAAAUAAGCGUCGGAAAGGAGAAAUUGAUUCAAGAGACUUAGAGGGUGAAGUUCGAGCCUCUGAGAAAGAGAGGUCACUUGAUCCCCGUCUUGUGGACAAACAUUUUCCAGUGGAUCUGGAGAAAUCUGGAUCUGAGGAUCAAAUUACAAAUAGGGCCAUGGACAAGCCCCUGGACAGGUCCAGAGAUAAGGGAAGUGAACGGCAUGACAGGGACCAUAGGGAAAGGUUAGAGGUUCCUGAUAAGUCACGCGGAGAUGAUGUUAUAUUGGAAAAAUCUAGAGAUAGAUCAAUGGAAAGAUAUGGAAGAGAACGAUCUGUGGAAAGAGGGCAAGACAGAGUUUCUGAUAGGGGCUUUGACAGGCUUGCAGAAAAAGCUAAGGACGACAGAAUCAGAGAUGAUAGAACUAAAAUGCGUUAUAGUGAGGCAUCUACAGAGAAAUCUCAUCUUGAAGAUCGUUUUCAUGGGCAAAACUUGCCGCCCCCUCCACCAUUACCACCUCAUAUGGUCCCACAAUCAGUUAAUGCAGCCAGAAGAGAUGAGGAUGCUGACAGAAGGUUCGGAAGUACUAGACAUAGUCAAAGACUGUCUCCAAGGCAUGAAGAGAGAGAACGGAGACGAUCAGAGGAGAGUACUUUUCUUUCACAAGAUGAUGCAAAACGUAGAAGAGAAGAAGAUUUUCGUGAUAGAAAGCGGGAAGAUCGAGAGGGGCUGUCUACAAAGGUGGAUGAGAGGGAGAGAGAAAGGGAGAGAGAGAAGACAACGCUUCUGAAGGAGGAUUUGGAUGCAACUGCAGCAUCUAAAAGACGAAAACUCAAAAGGGAGCAUCUACCUGAGGCUGGUGAAUAUUCACCAGCUGGACCACCACCUCCAUUAAAUGUUUCAACUCCACAACCAUAUGAUGGAAGAGAUAGGGGGGACAGAAAGGGGUCCACGGUCCAGCGUCCUAGUUACUUAGAGGAACCAGGUUUGAGGAUUCAUGGUAAAGAAGCUACUGCCAAGAUGACUCGCCGUGAAACUGAACAGAUGUAUGAAAGAGAGUGGGAAGAUGAGAAGAGGCAGAGAACCGAACCAAAGAGGCGACACAGAAAGUGAGUGAAUGAGGAGAGCAAAGAUUUCUGACUGCUGUUAGCUGGAUUGCAAAUGCAGUAGGGUUUUCACCGGGUUGCUUGUUCGAUCGUAUUGCUGUUAUGUUUCAUGAACAAACCAACAUUGGAAGUCGAUCUGUCUUCUUUUUAAUAUCUCCUUGCGUUGGAUACAUUGAGAGAGCAGUUAACUGGCAAGUUAUUGAUUUCUCUGGGCUGAAAUUUAGUUUUUAUACAUCAAGAAGAGCAUUGUAUUGAUAUCUUGAUAGUUCAUGAAACUGAUGAAAUUUGAUCAGAAAUAUCAUGAAAGGUUUGAGGUUGCUUCUCUGCCAACCAAAGAGUCACAUCAAACUGUACACCUCUACAACCAAAUAUGACUUGACUGGAGAGCGUUCAAGUCAUGGAAAUAGCAUUUUGUUGAACCUCAAACGAUCCUUCAAUUUGGGAAUGCUGGCAUGAAAAGGAGUCUCCCCCUUCAUAUGCUGUACCCAGCUGAUUUGUGAAUUAGGUUUUAACGUUUGCCUCUUCAGUUAUCAACUCUCUAAAUUAGAAGUGGCAUUUAAUUUUAUUUAAGCUCCCAUUUGUUUA
Diospyros lotus (date-plum) is the source of this 6465-nucleotide messenger RNA. RefSeq names its product THO complex subunit 2. The record is from RefSeq and is a predicted model, not a curated record. Gene Ontology annotation, cellular component: THO complex part of transcription export complex. Lineage: Eukaryota; Viridiplantae; Streptophyta; Magnoliopsida; Ericales; Ebenaceae. Gene Ontology annotation, molecular function: mRNA binding. Bases 212 to 5887 code for a protein of 1891 amino acids. Gene Ontology annotation, biological process: mRNA export from nucleus; mRNA processing. The transcript has 32 exons.